ACAGAACCUUCUGGAUAUUUAACUGAUGGUCCAAUUAACUAUAAGUAUAAAACUAAAUGUACAUGGUUAAUUGAAGGCUAUCCAAAUGCAGUAUUAAGAUUAAGAUUCAAUCAUUUUGCUACAGAAUGUAGCUGGGAUCAUAUGUAUGUUUAUGAUGGAGAUUCAAUAUAUGCACCUUUAAUAGCGGUACUUAGUGGUUUGAUAGUCCCUGAAGUAAGGGGAAAUGAAACUGUGCCUGAAGUUGUUACAACAUCUGGCUAUGCACUGUUACAUUUUUUUAGUGAUGCUGCAUAUAAUCUAACUGGUUUCAACGUUUUUUAUUCAAUCAAUUCUUGUCCUAACAAUUGCUCUGGUCAUGGGAAGUGUACGACUAGUGUGUCUGUUCCAAGUCAGGUAUACUGUGAAUGUGAUAAAUACUGGAAGGGUGAAGCUUGUGAUAUUCCUUACUGUAAAGCCAAUUGCGGCAGUCCAGAUCACGGUUACUGUGACCUAACGGGAGAAAAGCUGUGUGUCUGCAAUGAUAGUUGGCAAGGUCCUGAUUGUUCUUUGAAUGUUCCUUCUACUGAGUCUUACUGGAUUCUGCCAAAUGUUAAACCCUUCAGUCCUUCUGUAGGUCGGGCAUCACAUAAAGCAGUUUUACAUGGGAAAUUUAUGUGGGUGAUUGGUGGAUAUACUUUUAACUACAGCUCUUUUCAAAUGGUCUUGAAUUACAAUUUAGAAAGCAGUAUCUGGAAUGUAGGGACUCCGUCAAGGGGACCUCUCCGGAGAUAUGGACACUCUCUUGCUUUAUAUCAGGAAAACAUCUUUAUGUAUGGAGGCAGAAUUGAAACAAAUGAUGGCAAUGUCACAGAUGAAUUGUGGGUUUUUAACAUACAAAGUCAGUCAUGGAGUACAAAGACUCCUACUGUUCUUGGACAUGGUCAGCAGUAUGCUGUGGAGGGGCAUUCAGCACAUAUUAUGGAGUUGGAUAGUAGAGAUGUUGUCAUGAUCAUAAUAUUUGGAUAUUCUGCAAUAUAUGGUUAUACAAGCAGCAUACAGGAGUACCACAUCUCAUCAAACACUUGGCUUGUUCCAGAAACUAAAGGAGCUAUUGUACAAGGUGGAUAUGGCCAUACCAGUGUGUAUGAUGAAAUAACAAAGUCCAUUUACGUUCAUGGAGGUUAUAAAGCAUUACCAGGCAAUAAAUAUGGAUUGGUAGAUGAUCUUUAUAAGUAUGAAGUUAACACUAAGACUUGGACUAUUUUGAAAGAGAGUGGGUUUGCCAGAUACCUUCAUUCAGCUGUUCUUAUCAAUGGAGCUAUGCUUAUUUUUGGAGGAAAUACCCAUAAUGACACUUCCUUGAGUAACGGUGCAAAAUGUUUUUCUGCCGAUUUCCUGGCAUAUGACAUAGCUUGUGAUGAAUGGAAAAUACUGCCGAAACCAAAUCUUCAUAGAGAUGUCAACAGAUUUGGACACUCUGCAGUAGUCAUUAAUGGGUCCAUGUAUAUAUUUGGGGGAUUUUCUAGUGUACUCCUUAAUGAUAUCCUUGUAUACAAGCCUCCAAAUUGCAAGGCUUUCAGAGAUGAAGAACUUUGUAAAAAUGCUGGUCCAGGGAUAAAAUGUGUUUGGAAUAAAAAUCACUGUGAAUCUUGGGAAUCUGGGAAUACUAAUAAUAUCCUUAGAGCAAAGUGCCCUCCUAAAACAGCUGCUUCUGAUGACAGAUGUUACAGAUACGCAGAUUGUGCCAGCUGUACUGCCAAUACAAAUGGGUGCCAAUGGUGUGAUGACAAGAAAUGCAUUUCAGCACACAGUAACUGCAGUAUGUCUGUCAAAAACUACACCAAAUGUCAUGUGAGAAAUGAGCAGAUUUGUAAUAAACUCACCAGCUGUAAAAGCUGUUCACUAAAUUUGAAUUGCCAGUGGGAUCAGCGACAACAAGAAUGCCAGGCUUUACCAGCGCAUCUUUGUGGAGAAGGAUGGAGUCAUAUUGGGGAUGCUUGUCUUAGAAUCAAUGCCAGUAGAGAAAGCUAUGACAAUGCAAAACUUUAUUGCUAUAAUCUCAGUGGAAAUCUUGCUUCGUUAACAACCUCAAAAGAAGUAGAAUUUGUUCUGGAUGAAAUACAGAAGUAUACACAACAGAAAGUAUCACCUUGGGUAGGCUUGCGCAAGAUCAAUAUAUCCUACUGGGGAUGGGAAGACAUGUCUCCUUUUACAAACACAACACUACAGUGGCUUCCUGGUGAACCAAAUGAUUCUGGGUUCUGUGCAUAUCUAGAAAGGGCUGCAGUGUCAGGCUUAAAAGCUAAUCCUUGCACAUCUAUGGCAGAUGGCCUAGUCUGUGAAAAACCUGUGGUUAGUCCAAAUCAAAAUGCAAGGCCAUGCAAAAAGCCGUGUUCUCUAAGGACAUCAUGUUCCAACUGUACAAGCAACGGCAUGGAGUGCAUGUGGUGCAGCAGUACAAAGCGAUGUGUUGACUCUAAUGCUUAUAUAAUCUCCUUUCCAUAUGGACAGUGUCUAGAGUGGCAAACUGCCACCUGCUCUCCUCAAAAUUGUUCUGGGUUGAGAACCUGCGGACAGUGUUUGGAACAGCCUGGAUGUGGCUGGUGUAAUGAUCCUAGUAAUACAGGAAGAGGACACUGCAUUGAAGGAUCUUCACGGGGACCAAUGAGGCUUCUUGGAAUGCACAAUGAGAUGGUUCUUGACACCAAUCUUUGCCCCAAGGAAAAGAACUAUGAGUGGUCCUUUAUCCAAUGUCCAGCUUGCCAGUGUAAUGGACAUAGCACUUGCAUCAAUAAUAAUGUGUGUGAACAGUGUAAAAAUCUGACCACAGGAAAGCAGUGUCAAGACUGCAUGCCAGGUUAUUAUGGAGAUCCAACCAAUGGAGGACAGUGUACAGCUUGUACAUGCAGUGGCCAUGCAAAUAUUUGUCAUCUGCACACAGGAAAAUGUUUCUGCACAACUAAAGGAAUAAAAGGUGAUCAAUGUCAAUUAUGUGACUCUGAAAAUCGCUAUGUUGGUAAUCCACUUAGAGGAACAUGUUAUUACAGCCUUUUGAUUGACUAUCAGUUUACCUUCAGCUUAUUACAGGAAGAUGAUCGCCACCAUACUGCCAUAAACUUCAUUGCAAACCCAGAACAGUCAAACAAAAAUUUGGAUAUUUCGAUUAAUGCAUCCAACAACUUUAAUCUCAACAUUACAUGGUCGGUUGGCUCAACAGCUGGAACAAUAUCUGGGGAAGAGACUCUUAUAAUUUCCAAGACUAAUAUAAAGGAAUACAGAGAUAGUUUUUCCUAUGAAAAAUUUAACUUCAGAAGCAAUCCUAACAUUACAUUCUAUGUGUAUGUCAGCAACUUUUCCUGGCCUAUUAAAAUACAGAUUGCAUUCUCACAACACAACACAAUCAUGGAUCUUGUGCAGUUUUUUGUCACCUUCUUCAGGUAAUUUGCUUUU
Messenger RNA from Galeopterus variegatus (Sunda flying lemur), 3429 nucleotides. RefSeq names its product attractin-like 1 (gene ATRNL1). The transcript is spliced from 24 exons. Gene Ontology annotation, molecular function: protein binding. The record is from RefSeq and is a predicted model, not a curated record. NCBI's taxonomy places the organism in Eukaryota, Metazoa, Chordata, Mammalia, Dermoptera, Cynocephalidae. Bases 142 to 3420 code for a protein of 1092 amino acids. Gene Ontology annotation, cellular component: Golgi apparatus.